Molecule: messenger RNA, 813 nt
Organism: Vigna unguiculata (cowpea)
Lineage: Eukaryota; Viridiplantae; Streptophyta; Magnoliopsida; Fabales; Fabaceae
Source: RefSeq, a predicted model, not a curated record
AUGGAUAUGUUCUGCAGAAAUCCAGUCGCUGCGAUAGAGAAGAGAAAAAAGGAAAAACUAAGGCAAGCUAACAUCAAAGAGGCAUGUGACAAAAAUUUAAAGGCCUCGGUUCAUCAAUAUAUUGCUCGAUUUUGGUACCAAGCAGGCUUGUCAUUCAACCUUGUGAAAUUGAAAAGUUUUCAAGAUAUGAUUGAUGUCAUAGGUGCUUAUGGACCCAAUUUACCCACGUCUAGUUAUCAUGAAAUCAGAGUUCCGCUUCUCAACAAGGAAGUUGAGUACAUUGAGAAGUUGUUGCAAGAUCAUAAAUUGCAGUGGAGCAAACAUGGUUGCUCUAUUAUGUCAGAUGCAUGGACUCAUCGAAAGCAACUAUGCUUGAUUAACUUUUUGGUGAGCUCCCCUGCAGGGACAAUGUUUGUCAAGUCCAUUGAUGGUUCAAACUUUGUGAAGACAGGAGAAAAACUAUUUCAGAUGCUUGAUUCCCUUAUGGAGGAAAUUGGAGAAGAAAAUAUUGUUCAAGUUAUAACAGAUAAUGGGAGCAAUUAUGUGUUGGCUGGUAAGUUGUUAGAAGAGAAAAUACCUCAUCUCUAUUGGACUCCUUGUGCUGCCCAUUGUAUAGAUUUGAUGCUUGAGGAUAUUGGAAAGCUUCCUUUGAUAAAGAAGAAAAUUCAAAGAGGAAUUAUUCUUGUUGGCUUUAUCUAUAGCCAUUCUAGUACCUUGAGUUUGUUGAGACAAUUUACAAAUAAGAGGGAAUUAGUAAGACAUGCAGUUACAAGGUUUGCUACCUCCUAUUUAUCAUUACAAAGGUUGCAUUAA